Molecule: messenger RNA, 1446 nt
Organism: Aegilops tauschii subsp. strangulata
Lineage: Eukaryota; Viridiplantae; Streptophyta; Magnoliopsida; Poales; Poaceae
Product: oligoribonuclease
Cellular component (GO): mitochondrion
Molecular function (GO): 3'-5'-RNA exonuclease activity; nucleic acid binding
Source: RefSeq, a predicted model, not a curated record
AAGAAAAGAAAAAGUUUCGCUCGGCCGACCCCUCUCGCUCCCAUCCCCUUCUCCGAUCCUCUCCCCUACGCCGCCGCCGCCGCCGCCUCGGCUUCGCAGGCGCCGCCCAGGUAGCGCUCGCGCUCCUCUGCCGGAGCUCGACGCCCCGGUCCUCCUCCUCCUCCCCCGGCGUUCCCUCCGGCCGGCGCGCGUCUCCUCGUGCCCCAGCCGCAGCAGCCAGCCGCCAGCCUCCACCGGCGUCUCCUCCUGACCCGGCCGCGGAAGCCCGCGGCACCUUGGCCCUCCUCCUCCGAAGGACCUCCAUCGGCGCCCGCGCACAAGGAACAGGUGCUUGGAUUGUACCAGGCAGAAGGAAAUUGGGAAAUGAGCAAGCCUGAGAACAUGUUCUCACUUCUUAAUCUUGAUGGUGAAGAUGAUGCAGGGAAUGAUAGCGAAGUGAACCAAACGUUUUCUACCAGCGCAAAAGAAACUGCUGCCCGCAAACCUGAUAAAGGUGUGCAAAAUGACACAACUGUUGUAAGCAAUAAUGGAGGAACUCUUGCAUCAUCAUCUGGUGGUUACAGGAUGCCUUUAGUGUGGAUAGACCUGGAAAUGACUGGUUUGGAUAUUUCGAAAGAUCGGAUAUUGGAGAUAGCUUGCAUUGUAACAGAUGGUAAACUUACAAAACAAAUAGAGGGUCCUAACUUGGUUAUAAGUCAGAGCAAAGCUUGCUUAGAUAAUAUGAAUGAAUGGUGUAAAACCCAUCAUGCAUCUAGUGGAUUGACAGAGAGGGUACUGCAGAGUGAGAUUUCUGAGGGUGACGCGGAGAAACAAGUGUUAGACUUCCUCAUGAAGCAUGUAGGUUCAGACACUCCAUCAAUAGCUGGGAAUUCAGUUUACGUAGAUUUACUAUUUCUAAAGAAGUAUAUGCCACGGCUUGCAGCCAUCUUCUCUCACGUGAUUGUUGAUGUGAGCAGUAUCAUGGCUUUGUGCACCCGGUGGUACCCUAAAGAAAGGAAGCAAACUCCUAGGAAAGGAAAAAGCCACAGGGCGAUGGACGAUAUCAAAGAGAGCAUCGCCGAACUGAAAUACUACAAGGGCAACAUCUUCAAACCACAGAAAUCUAAAAAGUAGCCUUUUUUAAAGGCGGAUAUAGAUGGGGUAUAAUGGAUAUGUCACAGUAAGUUGAUCAUCGAAUGAGUGGCUAGCCAGGAUUAGAGAGGAAAUUCCAGGCCAAGUUGUCCAUGCCUCAGCUCCGAGGCGAGCUUGUCGUAUUCCGUAGCUCCUAACGUGUUGAUCAAUGUCUGGAUAUAUCCACCUAUGACAUAUUCUUACUUCUCAGUCUCACCCCUGAAGCUGAAACCUGCAAAGGCCGUUUGAUCUGCAGCACUUGUACUGUAUCAGUGAAUUGUUUCGUCUAAACUGAAGUAUUGCAGCACUUUUUAUAUAAUUUCUGUCAUAAAAGAA